Quercus lobata is the source of this 663-nucleotide messenger RNA. RefSeq lists its product as uncharacterized. The coding region runs from base 1 to 663 and encodes 220 amino acids. Lineage: Eukaryota; Viridiplantae; Streptophyta; Magnoliopsida; Fagales; Fagaceae. The transcript is spliced from 3 exons. The record is from RefSeq and is a predicted model, not a curated record.
AUGACUCCCUUACCCUUAGGACUCCUCUUUCUCUUUGGGUCAGUGCCUUCAGGUAGAGGAGGCCGAGCUGGUUGGGAGGAAGCAGGAAGUGCGGGGUGGGGGGAUUGUGGCUGUGACUUGGUGGAAGAUGACCUGGUCUGGAUAGUCAGAGGCCGAGGUGGUGGGGAAGGAGCAUUGGGUUGUGGCGUUCCCUGCAUAUCCCAGGGUUUCAUUGGGAUGCAAGUAGAACUUUAUUUUGGCGAGGAUGAUGCUUGUUCAUCAGUGGAAUAUUACAGCCCCAGGAAUGAGGUGGAGGCUCUUAAUUCAAUCCUUUUGCUUCUUGACAUUUCAGUCUCAAGUGGUAUGUGCAUGCAAAUGAAUGUCCUGCAAGAACUUCGGGAAGCAAUUAGUGGUAUGAUCCGUGAUUUUGGGGACAAAAAUAGUGUGAAGACUACAAUUUUAGAAAACCACAGCUAUGGUAAAGAAGAAUGUUUGUUGCAAUGGGGUGAAAACAAUGGCAUAAGGACAAGGUUGCAGAUAGCUUAUGUCGAAGGUGCUGGUGGAGGAGCCAUAGCAAGAGAAAAUCUAAAUGUUGGAGACAUUGCUGUGGAGAUCCCUGUAUCUACUGUCAUUUCUAAGGAGCUAAUCCGUGAAUCCAACAUGGUACAUUUCAGACUUCCAUAA